Rana temporaria (common frog) is the source of this 1731-nucleotide messenger RNA. RefSeq lists its product as uncharacterized. The annotation marks the transcript as partial. The record is from RefSeq and is a predicted model, not a curated record. Gene Ontology annotation, molecular function: nucleic acid binding. The transcript has 2 exons. Gene Ontology annotation, biological process: DNA integration. Lineage: Eukaryota; Metazoa; Chordata; Amphibia; Anura; Ranidae.
AAGCUGAAACCCAACGCUCAGCCUAAGUUCUUCAAAGCUCGGACAGUACCUUUUGCACUCCGAGCAGGUGUGGAAGCAGAACUAAGUCGGCUGGAGGAACAAGGUGUCAUCUCAAAGGUAGAGCACAGUGAGUGGGCAUCACCAGUUGUACCGGUAAAGAAAUCGAAUGGGGACUUGCGCAUUUGUGGCGAUUUCCGCAUGGCACUGAACUCUCAACUGGAAAUAGACCAGUAUCCCCUACCCAGAGUAGAUGACAUUUUUGCCUCUCUUGCAGGAGGUCAAAAGUUCACCAAGCUUGAUCUCAAACAAGCAUAUUUACAGUUUGAGGUCCAUCCUUCUUCCCGCAAGUUUCUGACCAUCAACACCCACAAGGGACUGUAUCAAUAUAAUCGGAUGGUGUUUGGGGUAGCCUCUGCCCCAGCCAUUUGGCAACGAAAAAUGGACGAGAUUUUGGCGGACAUUCCUUUCACUCAGUGCCUGCUAGAUGACAUGCUCAUUACAGGUCGGACCGACCAGGAACACAAGCAGAAUGUGGAGCUUGUGUUGGCGAGACUCCAAGAACAGGGUCUGAAAGUGAACUUAGCAAAAUGCCAAUUCAUGGUGCCUAAAUUGGAGUUUUGUGGCCACCUUGUGGAUGCAGAAGGUAUACACACCACGGAAGCCAAGGUUGAUGCUUUAGUCAAAGCUCCAGCCCCAACCAACGUCCAGCAGCUGCGAUCAUACCUUGGCUUGCUGAACUAUUACCACAAAUUCCUGCCAGAUCUGGCACACACCUUGUUUCCGUUGAACAAGCUUUUGGAGAAACACUCCAGAUGGGACUGGUCGGCUGCAUGCCAACGUGCUUUUGAAGUUUCUAAGCGGAAGCUGUUGGCGUCACGCAUGCUCGUGCACUAUGACCUCCAGAAGCCUCUCACCUUGGCUUGUGAUGCCUCACCCUAUGGUCUGGGGGCGGUACUAUCUCACAUCUUACCAGAUGGGUCAGAAAAACCAGUGGCAUUUGCCUCCAGGUCUUUGACAAAAGCAGAAAGCAAUUACUCACACAUUGACAAAGAGGCUCUUGCGCUGAUAUGGGCAAUUAAGAAGUUUCAUCUUUACCUGUAUGGUAGGGAAUUCACCAUACUGACGGACCAUAAACCACUCCUUCAGAUCUUUAGCCCUGACAAAGGCAUCUCCCAGACUACUGCGGCCCGCCUCCAACGCUAUGCCCUAUUCUUGGGGGCAUACAGCUACAAAAUUCAGGACUUGCUACAUACUGGUCAUCCCGGGAGCACACGUAUGAAACAAAAGGCCAGAGGCUAUGUGUGGUGGCCAAACCUAGACUCAGAUAUCACAACAUAUGUGAAUGCUUGUGCUGGAUGUGCACAAACGGCAAGAGACCCUCCUCGAGGGUGCGUCCAGCCCUGGACUUGGCCCACGGUUCCUUGGUUUCGCCUACACUUGGACUUUGCAGGCCCGAUCAGAGGACACACCUUCUUGAUCAUAGUGGACGCCCAUUCAAAGUGGCCUGAGGUCAUUCCUGUUACUCAGCCAACGACUAAGGCAACGGUUUCCAUACUGUUACAUCUCGCUGCUACGUUUGGAUACCCCAGAGAGAUCGUCACAGACAACGGUGCACAAUUCACCAGUCAGGAGUUUCAGCAUUUCCUGACUGCCCACAACAUCAAGCACAAGUUAACCGCACCUUACCACCCGGCUACAAAUGGUCAAGCAGAGCGGUUUGUGCAGACUUUU